Molecule: messenger RNA, 1823 nt
Organism: Branchiostoma floridae (Florida lancelet)
Lineage: Eukaryota; Metazoa; Chordata; Leptocardii; Amphioxiformes; Branchiostomatidae
Product: protein unc-79 homolog
Exons: 6
Coding region: 21-1100 (359 amino acids)
Molecular function (GO): protein binding
Source: RefSeq, a predicted model, not a curated record
ACCUGUCCCGUGCUCUGGUGAUGGAGCUUGUGCAGGCAGUGAAGCACCGAUCCACCCUGUCGGACAACAACCUGCUGCUGCUGGUGCAGUUUGUGUGUUUUGAUUCUGGCACUAGGAUCUACAUGCCCUGUCCCCUGGACCAGCAGCAGGCCCACCCCAUCUGUCAUGGACAGACAGGUGCUGUUGAAUGUCUGCACCAGCACAUGUUUGAUUGUGUGGAGUUCCUGACCAGCAUGCACACCAUAAGUAAACUGAGGGCAGUCCUGAAACUGCAGAAUCUGAGUGAGGACACACUUGGCAGCCAGGUAAAAACUGGCAUUGCCCAGCUGAUGGCUAUAGAGUUCACCUUGAACAACCAGCGUGCCAUGACUCGCUUCCUGCCCUGGCUGGCGUACCCCGGGAUCCAGCCCCAGCAGGGCCUGCGGGAGAUGUUCGAGUGUGUGGCUCACCUCCGCCUCCUGUCCUGGAUCAUCCUGGGCUCGCUCAACCACAUGGCCAUGUGCCCCUCCUCGGACGUGCCCUGUCACCCCCUCCCUCUGGACACCAGUCUGCAGAUAGCUGACCUGGCCCUGGUGGUCCUGGACAGCUACCCUGAGCACACCAAGGCCAGUGUCUACCAGAUGUCAUCUCUGGCACAGGUAUUUAUACUGUGCCAGCUGUGGACCAUCUACUGUGAGCAGGUGGCUGUGUUUAACACCAGCCAUGGGGACAUGUACAGGACGACCUGUCUGGCUGUCAUGGAGUUCUGGAUGAAAGUGGCACCUACCUUCAUACAGAUUGCCUCCUACUCCAAGUCUCAUGGUGAGAUGGUGAACCUGCAUCUGCUGAGUCUACUGGAGGGGUUACAGGAGGUCAACUCUUCCCUGCUGGUGCAGCUGUACCCCAUGCUGGUCACCAUACUCUACAUACAUGAAGGUUCACUGUCUGCAGGGCUACAGCAUAGGAUACAGGAGAUACAGAACUGCCCCCCUCCAGAUCCCAUCACACCGGUGGCCAGAGAACUGAACAAGGCCCUGUUGAAGUGUCUGCAGCGCCUGCAGUACAAGAUGGGGCAGCUAGAGGUCCAGUCAUCUGCUGCCACACAGUUCUUCACUGUGUAGAGCUGAAAUGCUUGAGGAGGGUGGCUGGAUGGGACUAAAUUGUCUGCCUUACAAUUGUGCACAGAGUUGUAGUGCUUGAUAGCAGUUGUUGUUGUUGUCUCUCUAACUGCUUCACUUCGUCGGUAUAUGGUCACAUGUGCUUAUUAAGUGAUUUGGCUGCCAUACAGUAAUGACAGCUUUGGCUUGAGUGAUUUACUGCAGCAUUCUAAGCUAGUCUUACAUUGUGUGUUAACUACAAUGACCUCAGUGUCAAGCAACUAAAACAUGUGUAAUGUUUAAUGGUUGUAGUAAUUGUGGUACAGCUUUUAAAUGUACUGUACCACUGCACCAGUGUAUGAAACAAGGUACUCCUGAUUAUCAAACUUAUUUGCCCUUUGAUGUUUUAUUUUGAGCAUGUAGACAUUUCACAAUCAACUUUUUUAAGUGUUGUAUAUUUUGUGACAUAGUUAUUGGUUGUGUAAUUGGAGUAAUUUGUCAGUGAUUAAGAGAUUUUAAUCUCAAAAUAAGAAAAUUAUGUGUCAUUGCAUAAAUAGUACUGAUGAUAUUGAUGACUCCACUUGUUAAUCCAUGUACGGUAGUAUAUAUAUGUUUCAUGUUGUAGGUGUGCUGUGAUAAGUCAUGACCCAGGAAACAUUGGCUUGUGCAUGCAUGUUGAUGUGGUCAGUUGUCACAUCUUUUAUUGUGUAUAUGUGGCAUCAUGGAGGAAGUAAACCUGGUACUUGA